ACACUUUCUGUCCGACCCCUCCUUCAGCUGAGCAGCCUGAGCUGCUCCGAGGUGACGGAGCCAGCCGGUCCUGCCCUGGUGCAGAGGGAGGAGCGGCGGAGCGAGGACUGCGCACCUCCUCCGGCCCCAGGCUCGGACACAAGCCGGGGAUGGCGUCGCUCGGUGCGGGGCUGCAUCUCAUCCGCAGGCGGGCAGCGAGCAGGAGCGCAGCGGUGGAGAGGAGGAACCUGCUGACGGUGUGCAGGUUUUCAGUGAAGACUCUGCUGGACCGCUCCUGUUUUGACACAAUAGAUGACUCAUCUCCAGAGUUCAUUAACUUCGUCUCCAUCCUGGAGCACAUCCUCAGUCAUCGACUUAAAGGUCAGACAACUUGGUUUGGCUAUGAGAGUCCUCGGAGUUUCUGGGAUUACAUAAAAGUAGCCUGCAGUAAAGUCCCUCAUAAUUGUAUCCGAAGCAUCGAGAGCAUGGAGAACGUGCGAUCGUCGAGAGCUAAGGGCAGGGCAUGGAUCCGAGUGGUUUUGAUGGAGAAAAGACUGUCAGAAUAUAUCUCAUCUGCACUGAGGGACUUCAAAACCACCAGGAGGUUUUAUGAGGAUGCAGCGAUCAUGCUGGGAGAGGAGGCGGGGCUGUUGGCGGACACGCUCAUCGGACUCAACACCAUCGACUUCAGCUUCUGUCUGAAAGGAGAAGGUCUGGACGGCAGCAGCCCCUCCGUGAUCGACUACACGCCUUACCUGAAGUUCACUCAGAGCGCAGACAGCAUCAGCAGUGACGAGGAGGAGAUGAGGACUCUGGGGAGCAGCGGCAGUGAGAGCAGCACCCCUGACAAAACGGCCACCGCCGCUUCCAUCUUUACCGAGCAGAGCAACUUGGUCAGCAAGUGUAAACGCUUUGAGCAGAAGUAUCGCAUGGCGCUGGAGCAGAAGGGUUACCUGGAAGAGCUGGUCCGUCUACGUGAAGCCCAGCUGUCAGAGGCCGUAUCUCAUAACAAAGCUCUUCAGCAGAGCCUGGCAGACACACACCUCUCCCACACACUGGAGAAAGAGCAGCUUGAGUACAUCAUCCUGGAGCUUCAGGACCAGCUAACAGUUCUGAAGAACAAUGAUUUGCGGUCCAGACAGGAGUUGACAGCCCAUCUGACCAAUCAGUGGCCAUCUCCUGAUGCUUUGGAUGCCAACGCUGUCGCCUUGGACACGCUGCUGUACAGGAAGAACACCGGACAGUGGGAGGAAAAGAGUUUCCAGAGUCUGGAGCAGCUGUCUGCAGACAUGAGCCUCUCACAGACUUCCCUAGAGCGGUCAAACACACUGAGUCUGGAGGCCAGACCAGCUGGCACACACUGGCCCCGCCAAGGUAAAGAGGAAACUCCAUCUCUCAGAGGUCUAUGUGGCUCCCUGACCUCAGUCGCCAGCUACAAAUCUCUGGCCAGCCUGAAGUCCAGUGAGUGUUUGGCCAGUCCCGCCACAGAGAUCAGCAGUCCAGGCAUCACCCCUUCAUAGGGAACGGAGAGCUGGAUGACACGUCACCUCCAGGGCCAGACAAUCCAGGAACCUUCCCAGUAUAGGUGAUAUUAACUUGCUGUUUGUAGAAGUUUAUAUUCUGUAUUUGGAGCCCAGAGCUUUUAACAGAUGGACGUCAGGUUUACAAGCUGAGAAUCUGGAGUAGCAUGAAUUGUGUUAAAACUCAGAUCAGCUCCAACAGACCAUGUCAUGUCUUAACAAUGUACCGUUCAGUUGAAACACUCCCUUGUAAAAGUUGUAACUUCAUAGAUACAUUAUGUGUUUGAUUUGUUUUGUUUGUUGGUGUUUUAUCUCUGAAGCAUCUUCUUUUUUCUUUCUUGGAAAUGCAUUAAAAGAAAUAGAAAGUUGAUGUAGGAAUUACUGUGUCACUUUACACUAUUGAGAAGACAGUGAUGAUGUUUUUACAGGAGAAUAUAGCAUGCAGAAAAUCACUGACUAGCUCAGAUUAGACAGUUUAGGAGAAUCACAAAAUACUGAAAGUCUCAGUCAGUGUUUGGUCUCUUGAAUGUCACUGAUAAUUGUUUCCUACAGUUAAAUUAUUCCUUUAAUAUCUUCUAUGCUGCCGCCCUUUCUUAUAAUUGUGUUCUCCAUUGAUUCAUUUCUUUGAUUUGAGGUUGCACUCUUGUCAGAUAAUUAUGUCAUCAGUGUUAUGUUGCCAGCAUUGUGCAUAAUGCAGUAUUAUGUUAUUCUGUUCUCAGGUAACGGCCUCUAUGAUUAAUAUUCACCCUUCAUUUUAGCUUUAUCAGACACAGACUAUUGUUCUUAUUCCCUUUAAUUAUCCAAAUGCUGUAUUUCACAUUCGUUGCUAGUUACCACAAAUAGAUCAUUCCAGAAACUCAGAAUAAUCUGUGUAAGGCUUCAGUAACGAACAUCCUGCAGUUGGCAUCGUGUUCAGGUGAACGGAUAUGUGGAGAAUGUGAAAUGAGACAUUUGCAGACUGUCAGUAUAGUGUGAUUUGUGUUAUUGGUGACUAGCCGCGUACCUCAACACUGAACUCAUGAGAACUUUACUAUUUGCCUUUUAGCUUGUUCCAGCAGUCAUUUGCACAGAGAUGUAACAGAUGUUUUACUGGAUUUAUUUGCCUUUUUAUCCUUCAUUUUGAAUAAACUCCACUUGCAAAAACGAAA
Molecule: messenger RNA, 2647 nt
Organism: Thunnus maccoyii (southern bluefin tuna)
Lineage: Eukaryota; Metazoa; Chordata; Actinopteri; Scombriformes; Scombridae
Gene: rundc3b
Product: RUN domain containing 3b
Exons: 11
Coding region: 150-1499 (449 amino acids)
Source: RefSeq, a predicted model, not a curated record